This is a messenger RNA of Heterotrigona itama, 631 nucleotides long. The record is from the annotation of a GenBank genome assembly. Lineage: Eukaryota; Metazoa; Arthropoda; Insecta; Hymenoptera; Apidae.
CGUGUAAUCGACUCACACCUUCGUGCAAUCACCAACGGACGACCAUCUUAUUACGGGUGCGCGGUACGAACAUGGGUAGCAAAGUGUAAACCACCAUUAUUAUUAACGAAACGUGUAAUAAGAGACAUUCCGCGUCAGCCCGAGAAAGAAUACUAAAGCACAAUGGGGAUAUUGCAGACGCCGGCUGGGAUAACAAUUUUCGAGGAGUUAGGCGUAAACAGCAAUUAGAUCCGGUUGUUGCUGCUUUUCAAGAAUAAUCCACCGUGGAUGGUCGAUUGUUCUCGUCGGCGUCGAUUCGAUUUCAAUGGGGCUAAACGGCGAAAUCACGAGGCAAAACGAGGAGUUUGUUUUAGCAAUUCCCAGGGAUCUUGCUGCGGAGGGAUCGUCGGUGGAGAAAAAAGGAAGAGGCAAGGGAGAGGCAGGACUACAAUGUUUAGACCACGAUCAACGCGCCAAUAUUUUAAACACGGCCCCCUUAACUUCGCAGGUUCUUCUUUUCCCAUAUGCAUUCCUAAUCACGAGUCGCAUCGGCAGAUAUAGCGUGCACCGCGAUCCACCCCGUUAAAUCUCGAGAGGAGAUCAAGGGAGAUGAGCGAGGGAGAGAGUCUGAAAAGGGAGAAAGGAUGGAAAA